This is a messenger RNA of Juglans regia (Persian walnut), 2945 nucleotides long. RefSeq names its product asparagine--tRNA ligase, cytoplasmic 2. The transcript has 8 exons. Gene Ontology annotation, biological process: asparaginyl-tRNA aminoacylation. Gene Ontology annotation, cellular component: mitochondrion. Bases 334 to 2199 code for a protein of 621 amino acids. The record is from RefSeq and is a predicted model, not a curated record. Gene Ontology annotation, molecular function: ATP binding; asparagine-tRNA ligase activity. NCBI's taxonomy places the organism in Eukaryota, Viridiplantae, Streptophyta, Magnoliopsida, Fagales, Juglandaceae.
UGAUGCCUUCGCAACACUUUUGACUUGGGAGUUGGAACUCCCGCGACUGCCCAACCUUUGAAGAAUACCAAACUGAACUUUUGGCAUUUGCCUCUAUCCUCUUGCGUCUUUCUCCUCCUCCCACCUUGCACAAACCGAAACUCGGAAACUAUCCCUUUCCCUUCUCCCCCAACCUUUCUCUCCUCAGCGUCACUGCCCAAGCAAAGCAUCCAGUUUCUCCCUGCUGAUCAAUAUCACCAAAUUCCAUGUCUUGUCUAACACACAAAGCUGAACUCCGGGAACCCACCUACCAUAUUCUUCUGUUUCUCUGUUUUUCUCUUUUUACACCUUGGAAUGGCCACCGAAAAAGCGGUUUCCAUGCCGGUGGGGGUGACUCGUUUGAAGUACUCGAACCGGGUGGUUUUGAAAACUAUAUUGGAACGUAGUGAUGGAGGGUUGGGACUGGUUGGCGAGAGAGUUGUAAUAGGAGGAUGGGUGAGGUCUUCGAAGGAGGUGAUGGUGAAAGAUCCUUUGCCGCCGUCACCGUCACCAUCACCUCCACCAAAAACGGAUGCUGGGACGGGUGAAAUGGGGCCGAAAGAUGCGAGCUUUAUGGAAAUUCUUCAGUCUCGGAUACCCUUUUUCCGGUCGAUUAUGAAAGUUUUAGGUGGUGGAAAUCACAACCAUCUUCGCGAAAAUUCGGAACAGGGGAUUCCCAGGCCGCCCCCGCCUUCGAUUGCUUUCUUACAAGUUAGCGACGGCUCAUGUGUUAGCUAUCUUCAGGUUGUUGUAGCUUCUGCUAUAGCUUCCCCGUGCCAGCUCCUGCGUACUGGAACAUGUAUACUGGUGGAGGGUGUAUUGAUGCAGCUAUCAGAACUAGGAAAACAUGUCAUCGAGCUUAAAGUGGAUAAAAUUCGUCAUAUAGGGACAGUGGAUCAUGAAAAGUAUCCGUUAUCAAAGAAAAAGUUACCAUUUGAAAUGUUGAGGGAUUUUUCCCAGUUUCGACCUCGGACAACUACGGUGGCGUCUGUUACGAGAAUCAGUAAUGCCCUGACCUUCGCAACUCACACAUUCUUUCAAAACCUUGGGUUCUUUCACAUGCAAGUACCUAUUAUCACGACCACAGACAGUGAAGGAUUAACUGAAAAAUUCUCGGUUACGACUCUUCUUGGCAAAGCAGACAAGACAGAGAAGCCAACUACCAUUAAGGACACUGAAGGUGUUAGCCUUGAAGUUAUCAAGUCUGCUGCGAAGGAGAAAGCUAAGCUAGUUCAAGAACUAAAGGAAAGUGAAAGCAAUAAGGAAGCACUGGCUGCCACACUUCAGGAUUUUCAGAAACCAAAUGAAGUGUCACAGUUAAAAGCAAGAGAAAAAUCAAAACCAGGAACUUCACUGAAGGCCAAUAAAGUUAACUUUUCUGAAGAUUUCUUCUCCUGUCGAACUUAUCUGACCGUUUCUGGUCGCCUACACUUGGAGAGCUAUGCAUGUGCCCUUGGAAAUGUUUACUCAAUUGGACCCCGAUUCCGGGCAGAUUGUGCUGAACAAGUGGCAGAGAAGUUAAUGAUUGAGAUCGAAAUGGCAUUUGCACGGUUGGAGGAUGCCAUGAGCUGUGCAGAUGACUUUUUCAAGUUCCUCUGCAAAUGGGUGUUGGAUAAUUGUCCCGAAGAUAUGACAUUUGUUUCAAAACGAAUUGACAAAACCCGUAUUGAUCGUCUUCAAUCAAUGAUAUACAGUAAAGUUGAAAAGAUCACCUACACUGAAGUUGUAGAUGUAUUAGGAAAGGUUUCAGACCAGAAGUUUGAAGUAAAACUUCAGUGGGGUGCUGCUCUCACAGCAGAGCAUCUAAGUUAUUUGGUAGAGGUGAUCCACAAGAACCCUGUAAUGAUAUACAAUUAUCCAAUAGGAGUUAAGCCAUUUUAUGCUCGCUUGAAUGAUGAUAGAAAAACUGUUGCAGCAUUUGAUUUGGUGCUACCAAAGGCAAGAAUCUUAAUUUCAGGUAGCCAAAAUGAGGAGCGAUUGGACAUUUUAAGUUCAAGAAUAAAGGAAUUGGGGUUGCCCAGAGAACAGUACGAGUGGUGCUUAGAUCUUCGCAGGCAUGGAACAGUCGAGCACUCUGGAUUCAGUCUUGGGUUCGACCAUAUGGUUCUCUUUGCCACUGGGCUGACUGAUGCUGUAGAUGUUAUCCCUUUUCCCAGGAGUUAUGCCAAAGCCAACAACUAAUGCUGUAGAUGGUUUUGUGUCACACGCAGCGGGUUAAAGGGCCGGGUUUAUUCGUGGACCAGGGACACGGGAAGCUUGGGCCAGAUGGGAGGGAAGCGGACAGAUGGGCUCGAGCCCGGUCAUCUACAAUAAGGCCGUAAACGGCAUGCUUUUGUUGUCAUUUACUAUUUUACCCUUUUAUGUUUGUUUUUCAGACGAUUGUUGAUUGGUUUAAGUCUCUGUCAAAGCUGUUAGGAAAGGGAGCACUAUAAGUCACAGAAACGUGUAAUAGCGUGGUAUCGAAUAUUCUAACAGAAAUAUAUUCUCUGAAUUUUCCUUCUUCUUCGUCUAAACUUUUUCUCUCAAAUUCUGGAGGAUUCUCACCCUCUAAGUGAGCUCAAGAAACAUUUAUAUUCCUUAUUACUUUGUGAGUGUUACAAUUUGGUAUCAGAGACAGCUUUGUCACACGCAGCGGGUUAAAGGGCCGGGUUUAUUCGUGGACCAGGGACACGGGAAGCUUGGGCCAGAUGGGAGGGAAGCGGACAGAUGGGCUCGAGCCCAGUCAUCUACAAUAAGGCCUUAAACGGCAUGCUUUUGUUGUCAUUUACUAUUUUACCCUUUUAUGUUUGUUUUUCAGACGAUUGUUGAUUGGUUUAAGUCUCUGUCAAAGCUGUUAGGAAAGGGAGCACUAUAAGUCACAGAAACGUGUAAUAGCGUGGUAUCGAAUAUUCUAACAGAAAUAUAUUCUCUGAAUUUUCCUUCUUCUU